Messenger RNA from Candoia aspera, 2872 nucleotides. RefSeq names its product meiosis 1 associated protein (gene M1AP). NCBI's taxonomy places the organism in Eukaryota, Metazoa, Chordata, Lepidosauria, Squamata, Candoiidae. Gene Ontology annotation, biological process: spermatogenesis; meiosis I; male meiosis chromosome separation. The coding region runs from base 907 to 2568 and encodes 553 amino acids. The transcript has 9 exons. The record is from RefSeq and is a predicted model, not a curated record.
CCUCACUUAGUGAUGGAGUUUCUGGUCCCAAUUGCAGUCAAUAAGUGAGGACUACCUAUACAAUGGCCUCUCACAUCUAAACAUGUUCCAGCACUUUUGAAGGCAAGACCCUGUGAGUAACCUCAGAAUGCAUUCCUUGCUCUGACCGAGGAGAAUUGAAAGGUGCGAUUUGGCACAAGAUCACCUCUCAACAACUCUUUGGACAGUCCUCACUGGGUUGUCCAUGAUCUUGAAAAAAAUAAAAGAAGGUUGUUAUCUUGGCAGUUUGGAAUUCACCGUCCCAUGUCUGUCUUCUAGAGAGAAUGUGUGUUGGAGGAGUUCACACAUCACUCUUUGAUUUGGAUUUGGCUUAACAUAUUGCGUGUGAACCCAGGCAAUUCAACAAACCAUGAUUAAGCAAACCAUGGCUUGAUAUAAUGUAUAAACCUAGCCUGUGUGUAUAUAAGAAUCCUUUUGGAAUUGUUGGUUUGUAUGGAAGAGCCCCCAGGUAUGUUGGGACUAUAGCAGCCAAAAUUCCUAACAAGAACCCCCCUUAACCUUACUGGCCAAGAAUCCUGGGAGUAUAAUACUAACACUUCUAGAGGGCACCAGGUUUAUCAAGUUGGGAGAGAUUGAACUAGAACAGACCUCAAGAUACAAACCGCCGUAUGUAAUGCCAACAUUCAAAGCUCAUGGUUCCUUCUCUCAGGACAGGUGGGGUGCUGUCCUGCCUUUCCUGUCUGCCCCAUCAGAUACAAAGCUCUUUGAAUUUCCAGCCCCUGAUGUUCCUCUUCCACCCCUCCAACUUUUCUCUCCCUGGCAUCCUCUACAUCUGUCUUCACGCAUGACAGUGCACUAUGAGGAAAGAGUCAGCUCUUGGCUUCUCCUUUCCCAGGCAGCCACAGUCUCAACUUCAUUCAGAAAACCAUGAAUCCUGGAAGACAAAGGGCUAAUGCUGUUGAGAAACAUCCUGCCGCCACCACUACUUGUUCCCGGCAGUCCCCGCGGAUCCUGGUGGUAGACAUCCAUCCCCCACAGUGGGACCACACCUGCCACAAACUCUGUGAAGCCCUGGAAAAUGUCUUCUGCUUAGCCUGCGGCUUGACAGGCCCACCCCGCAUCCCUUCAUUCAGCCUCUAUGUAGUCCAGAACCAGCAGGAAUGCCUGCUGCCCUUCGUGGCGGUUAAAGGAGGCUUUGCUCGGCUCCAGAGCUGCAUGGCAGAGCUUUGUGCCUUGCCGAGGGAGGGGGUGUUCCAGCCAAAGGAAGAUGCUGUGGUUCAGGCAGUGCUGGAUGGACUGCAGCAGUUUAAACAAUACACUGGUCAAGGCAUGGCAGGAGCCUCUCUGAGCAGCUCUUCUGUUGAGAUUACAGUCCUGACUAGCCAGCCCAGCAGACAUGUGGCCAACCAGCUGGAUGCUGGCUUGCAGGGUAUUGACCUGGUUAACCUCCACCAGCUGCAGGUGGUUGAGAUUUCCCAGAGGGGAGUCCAGGAACUCUCCGGUGCAGAGUGGGGCGGAGGAGGACCGAGCAGCAGUGGUGAGAGCACCACAAUCUUGAACACAGAGAUUAACCUACACACUGUGGAGAACGAUGUGGUAGCCUUAGAGGAUUUCUUCAAAGCCUGGCUGCAUGACCAUGCUUCCGAUCAAGAGCACCUUCAUCUCCUCCUGCCUGCUGGGACCAUCAGCUCCUCUGCUGCACCUAGCACCAAUGCAGUGUGGGUGAAGUGUGACAUCCAGGAGAGGUUUCUCAGCCCUGCCCAGCUUCCUGCAGCUUGUGAUGGUGGAACAGCAAGAGUGGACACUGCUGUCAGUCCAUUCUGGAUGGCGUCUGGCCUGGCCCCGUGCAAACUGAGAGUACUCAGGGCGCUGAAGGCUGAUGGGGUAUGUGCAUCUGUGCUUUCUGGUCUCCCGCUGGUCAUCAGGCCCACAAGCUGCUGGCAGCUGAGCUGGGAGGAACUGGAGGCCAACCAGCAGAGCUUCCAGGCCCUUUGCCAUUGUCUAUGGAAGCGGGAAUGGCUGCUGCUUGCCAAGUAUGAGACCCAGGACAGGCCAGAUCUCAGCAGAGGCCUCUUGGCCAGCGCCUUCCAGGUCCUGCUGCCCUCGGCCUCCUCCACCCUGCUGCUACGCCCAGUGGUGACCCGAGAGCUGCUUCUGCCUUGCAGCUUUUCUCACCUUCCUGCUGACCCCCCAGAAGCAGCACUUGCUAAAAUGGAGGGCAUCCUUAACAGCCUAGAGCUGGAGGCAAGCUACAACCCCCUGCGGGUGACGAGUCAUCUGUACCAGGCCAUGAAGAGGUGCCUUGGUCGCCUGCCUGCCUCCCGGGCUCAGCGCUGGGCACCCAGGCAGUGGCCCCGCCAGCACGGGGGUCGUGCACCUCCCAGCAAGGCCAGGGCCACAGUGGCUCCGCUGUGGGUGGCCCCUCCGACUGCUGGCUCCGGCACCCUCCCCCUUUGUCCAAGCAAAGGAAAGGAGACCCCAGGUCGAUGUAGCAGCCUUCGCCCACCUGUCUCGGUGGCAGCAGCAGCAGAGCGAGAGUCCUGCCUCGUUCAAAGCCAUGGGGAAGGCGCGCCCGAGGGCCAGCAUUGAAUGGCUCAGGCCCUGUUUCCUUGGGAGCAGCCCCUGCCUCCCCACCUGACCCAGACGCCAGCGGAGCUCCCCAAGGGGAUGGGUUUGAACGUUACCAGCAAGGCUUGGGUGGCAGCAGGGGCCAGCCUGCCUGUCUCUCCCCACUCCCCCCUCCAACACAAAAUGCUGGGCCGGUCAGGGAAGUAUCUCCCCGGGGAGGGGGGUUGUUUGUGACACUUUCAGCUUCCUCAUUUCUGUUGUUCGGCCCCCUUCCGGCCCAGGCUCUGCCACAUCCUCUGCGUCAAUAAACCUCGUUACAGCCCUG